AUGCAAAAACCAAACAAGAAGAGAGAUUACAUCAAGGAGAGGAGUUUGGUGAGGAACCAAACCCAAGAAGAAGAAGAAAAACACAGACAAGAACAGCAAAAGAAAACUAACAGACCAAAAGCAAACCGAGUUGGUGCCAUGCGAGUUGUAGUUCCUGGAAAUUUUCCCAUGGGAUGCCUCCCGAUCUUCUUGACUACAUUGCCUAGUGUUGGUCCUGGAGCUUAUGACGAUCUCGGCUGCUUGCAUAGUUUAAAUGAGUUUGCAAUGUUUCAAAAUAACUAUCUUCAAGGAGCCUUGGGCUCUCUUAGACAAGAGUUUCCGCAGGUUGUUAUACUCUAUGCUGACUACUAUUCAGCAUUCCAAUCAGUUCUUCAUCGUGCACCAUUUCUUGGAUUUGACAAACAAUCACUACUGAAAGCAUGUUGUGGUAUAGGAGGGUCAUAUAAUUAUGAUCCUAUCAGGACUUGUGGAUCACAAGAAUCUAUUAGUGCAUUAAUGCUUUGUUCUUCGUCAAAAGCUGGGAUAGAAGCUCCAAGAUAUUUCUCAUCGACAAAUAAAUGA
Camellia sinensis is the source of this 561-nucleotide messenger RNA. Lineage: Eukaryota; Viridiplantae; Streptophyta; Magnoliopsida; Ericales; Theaceae. The record is from RefSeq and is a predicted model, not a curated record.